Messenger RNA from Acanthoscelides obtectus, 1951 nucleotides. Lineage: Eukaryota; Metazoa; Arthropoda; Insecta; Coleoptera; Chrysomelidae. The record is from the annotation of a GenBank genome assembly.
GCGGAAUGUUUACGGUACGGCCGGGUAGUACAGCUACGCCCCUUUCCAUCUCCCACACCGCGCGUCUGCUCCCGGUCAACGUAAACAUCAUCAGCAGCACACACACGCUUCAGUCUCUCGGCAUCUGUCGGCGCGGCGGAAUGUCUACUCGUACACAGGUCCGUGCAGAGAUCUAUUCGGUUUAGCUACUUUUUUUCAGUAGUGGUGUUCACUAUAGGAUUCUUGAUUGACUCUCAGUGGUGUUUUAGUGUUGUGACGUGUCUCCAAAGUAGAAAUUAGGUCUACUUCCGACUCUUCUGAGGGAAACAGGAUAUCUGUGCAGCUAACUAGAGCGAUGAUUAUGAAUACGAGGAAAGCGGGUCGAAGCUGCGGGAGCAAGUGAAGAAUUUCUUAAUUUACUUUCGAAACAGUGUCAAUGAUGGCCUCAUAUUCGAACUGCAGGCUCUGUACGAACAUACUUGGCCCAAGCUCACCGAGGAAUAUUUCGACAAGAGGCCAUGGCCAGAUCCGGAUGAAGUUGCAGCUGUUGUUGGGAAUGACUAUGUAUUUAUGAUCUUAUACAAAGAGCUUUACUUCCGGCACAUCUACGCCCGACUACCGGGCGGGCCCACAUCAGAACAACGCUUCCAGUCCUUCUACAACUAUUGCAAUCUGUUCAACUAUAUCCUGAACGCCGAGGAGCCAGUCCCGAUGGAAUUACCGGACGUGUGGCUGUGGGAACUGAUCGACGAGUUCGUCUACCAGUUCCAGUCGUUCGCUCAGUACAGGGCGAGGCUGCAGAAGAAAACGCCGCAGGAACUGCAGAAUUUGAACGCGAACAACAAAGUGUGGAAUAUACUGUGCGUGCUGAACGUGUUGCAUUCGUUAGUCGAUAAGAGCAACAUCAAGCAGCAGUUGGAGGUUUACGCUAGCGGCGGCGAUCCCGAUUCUGUUGCGGGAGAGUAUGGCAAACAUUCGCUGUACAAGAUGUUCGGAUAUUUUUCGCUGAUCGGGCUACUGAGGCUGCACUCGCUGAUGGGAGACUACUACCAGGCGAUAAAGGUCCUCGAAAACAUCGAAGUGCACAAGAAAUCCCAGUACGCGCACAUCCCCGCCUGUCAGAUUUCCACGUCGUACUACGUCGGUUUCGCGUACAUGAUGAUGCGUCGCUAUUCGGACGCGAUCCGCACGUUCUCCUCGAUCCUGCUGUACGUGCAGCGUACCAAACAGCUGUUCGCCUCGAAGACGUACCAGCACGACCAGAUCAACAAGCAAGCCGAGCAAAUGUACCACCUGCUCGCUAUAUGCCUGGUGCUGCAUCCGCAGUGCAUCGACGAGUCGAUUCAGCAGGCGUUGAGGGAGCAGAUGUUCCACGAAAAGAUGUACAAGAUGCAGUGCGGCGAUUUGAAGGAGUUCGAGAACUGUUUCGUGUUCGCGUGUCCCAAGUUCUUGUCGCCGUACCCGCCGGCUGUGGACUCGCAGCCCAACGAUUAUUCGAAGGACGCGAUAAAACAUCAAACGGCGAUGUUUAUGAGCGAGGUUAGGCAGCAGAAGAUGCUCCCUACGAUAAGGAGUUAUCUGAAGUUGUACACGACGUUGCCUUUGAGCAAACUGGCCAACUUCAUGUCGCAAAACAGUAGAAAAGAGGGCGAGAAUCAGAGGGAUCUGAGCAAAGAGAUCCAGGCGCUGACGAUCCAUCUGCUGUGCUUCAAACACAAAAUGAAAAACAUGGUGUGGUCGAAAGGUGCCUCAGGCUUGGAGGGGAAGUUUCAAAGCGGUUCGGAGCUUGACUUCUAUAUCGACAAUGACAUGAUCCAUAUAGCAGAUACUAAAGUGGCGCAUCGUUAUGGAGACUUUUUCAUUAGGAAAAUAUUGAAGUUUGAAGACUUGAACAGGAAGCUGCAUCAGAUUAAAUUGUAAGACUUUUUUAUGUUUUAUAAUGAAACUGUUAGGAAUAAAAGUAUUAAAUGAC